This is a messenger RNA of Scomber scombrus (Atlantic mackerel), 3091 nucleotides long. It is a transcript of the gene bmf2, whose product is annotated as BCL2 modifying factor 2. NCBI's taxonomy places the organism in Eukaryota, Metazoa, Chordata, Actinopteri, Scombriformes, Scombridae. Bases 123 to 677 code for a protein of 184 amino acids. The record is from RefSeq and is a predicted model, not a curated record. Gene Ontology annotation, biological process: positive regulation of apoptotic process; apoptotic process; negative regulation of autophagy. The transcript has 4 exons. Gene Ontology annotation, cellular component: myosin complex.
AGGGACACAGGUCUCAGCACCGGAGUCCGUACGAAACAAGGAGUAACAUUAAGUUUGUCAAGAUACCACCGGUCACAACGGAAAGCGCGUUUGCUGGCGGGACUUUACCGCUGAGGCGUCGGAUGGAUGAUGAGGAGGAGGACAUGUCACGGCCCAUCUCACAGCCCUGGGGAACGCCCUUUAGGGACGUCAAAUACGAAGACCGAGCCACGCAGAUCGCAGCCGGACAAGCCCUCGCUGGGGUCACUGCUGCCGUGCCCACAUCGCAGAGCCACAACAACAACAACAGCAUCAACACGCUGCCCUGCAGCUUGCACCGGCAGCCUCGCAUACCCUUUCACAGCAACGCUGGAUUACGCUCACAUUUCCCCGCUCAGUUUGAGCCCAUGGAGGACCGGGGAGAGAGGCAAAUUGAAGAGGAAGAGGAGGAGGGGAGAAGGGAGGAAGAUGACAGGAUGGCAGAGAGGCCCGAGGAGCAGGCAGGGGUGAGCGUCGAGGCGCAAAUUGGCCAAAAACUUCGGGAGAUCGGAGACAAGUUCCACCAGGAUCACGUUGAACUGUUCAUGAGGCACCAGAGACUAAACCUGCCUGCCUGGAUGCGCCUUACGAUGGCCCUGUUUGGCUUUCUGUUUCCAAGACAGGCUGCCAUCCCCCGCCUGAGAGGAGAGCAGAGAUGAAGGGACGUCCUGCUGGUCCUUGCCUCAGCCCUUGUCCUCCUCUCCCUCAUAUAGACAAGGGACCAGACUUUCAGAGAUGGCACUGUAAGAUGAAACACGGGUUUGGAUUCUGUUUUCUAAUUGAAUAUGAAGAUGCGAUGAAGAAAAACACUGGUCACCGCUGGACGGAGACAGAAACAAUUUUUCCUUUUUUUUCUUCUUUUUUUUCCUUUUUUUGUCCGCCUCUCCAAGAAGAAGCCAUUGUGUUGAAGAGAUAUUUUCGAAAUAUUUGUAAGAUUGCCUAUUUUGUACAGUAGACUGCUCUUUGUAUUUGGUAUUUCAAGUCUUGAAGGACCUCCAUCAGUCCAGGGAAUGCCUUAUUCUCUCCUGCCACAGUACUACUCUUUUGCAUCAAGGAAAUCAUAAGAAAGAGAUUUAAGAUCAGGCGACGUUUUUCGGCGACAAACUGUGGAUAUGGACAUUUAUGUGCUGAAGUUACUGACUUAAAUCAUUGAGGAUUCGAGGCACAUUUCUAAUUUAUUCUCAGAAAAACAAUAAGCCCUGUACUUACCCUUCACUGUUCCACACUGGCUAAUUUAAUAAUGGUUGUCACGACAUUGUGGCAGUGUUGCACACCUGUGCUGCAGAGACAUUACAUCAACCUGUGUCUUUUUACUGGCGUCUGCCAUCUGCAUCUCCACCUCCAGCACUCAUUUAGUUAGAAGUGGCCUAGUAACAACACUGUGUAGAUUCCGAUCUUGUUGAUUUAAAGGAUAAAUGCAUGCAUACUUUUAGAUGUACCGCAGAUAUUUUAGUCAAGUGACUUCAAGACACGACAUCGUAAUUGUGAUUGCUCUUUCAAUUCAUGAUCAUGUGUUUGUUGGAGUGUGUUUACUGUUUCCAAAAUCUGCUGUAAUUUUGAAACCAAAUAAGCACAAUCAAAGUCAAACAGGUCUCACUUGUGGGAUUACAAUCAGGGAACUGGAAACAAUCAGACAGCUGAAAAUAUUUGGAGUGUCACUUUUUAAAGAUUUUCAGAAAUUUGACAAUCACAAAUUUGCCCUUUGCUGCAUUGUGGGUCGCCUGUGGGAGAGAUGAAAUUAGGGUUAGCAAUAUACAAGCCAGUAGAAGGAAUAACAAUCUUACGGAUCAGUUGCAUUUGCAGUCAAACUUACAUCUGUUGAAGGACAUUUCCCAAAACAUGGUUUUGUUCUUAAUGAAAUACACAUCUUAACAAAUAUUUCUACCACUUUGUUACAGACACACAUAAAGUUAAAGUUACAGAGAUGCAUUUUUAUUUUAUUUCACUCCAGGUGUAUCUAAAUGUAUGAAAUAUCUCAACUCAACCUCUCAUACAAGUGCUUUCUUUCACCAAAUGGCCAGUGCUUCACUGACAACUUAGUAAGAACAGCUUUUGUACAGUUCAGACACCGUUUUUAUCAACACGGACACAUCGGAGCAGAUAUUUUAUACACCCUCACGUGACAACUGCCACGUGUGUUCAGAAAUUUGCAACAACACAGCCACUGUCAAUCUUUAGUGAGUGAGAAUAAGAAUUUCUCAGUACAUGUAUUAUUUCAGUCUGUUGUAGAUUCAUGAACUUUUGAUGCCACUGAUGGGUUUUAUUCAUAAACAUGUUGGUUAUGUGAUGGUUUUUAUUGCUGCCUUUGUUGACGGAGUGAGGACUCCAUGUAGGACUUCAUUCAUGCUGUCAGUCUUUGAUUGACAUAUUAGACAACGCUGAAAAGGCAAAAAUGUUUCAUUAGACUGUUUCCAUUUUCCAAAGCAUCUUUUACUCAUCAUCGACGUGGAAGUGUGUUCCCGAUUGUCAGGUGGGUUUUUGGGUUUUUUUUCUUUACAUGAGUCUCGGAACCAAAUGUUUGUUUCCUGCAAACACUCAACGCUGAGCCAAUUCAGAUUAUUGUGACACACUCACUGGUCUUCAGUCCAAAGCCUCUCACUCUCUUUCACCCAACAUCAUGUUUAACUACUCCCUGCCCUUGCUGAGAACAAGUUUAAUUUUGUUUGGUUUCUUUGAGAUAAUUUAUUCUAAUUUAUUUUUGUGUAUAUUUGCUCAGUGCUACUGUAUAGAUUGUUAUCUCAGUGUGUGCAGUCCUUUUUCUUCUCAUUGUUGAUGUGCAUUCAGUUGUGUGUUUGAUGCCUGUGUGUGGGGAGGUUGGACUAAAGCCAUGUGCCUCGUGCAUACUUGCACGGUGUGAGUCUUUAUGAAUCACAUGAACAACAGACAAUCAAAUGUACAAAAUGUGCCUUGUGAGUAACAGACCUGCCACAUCAUCAUCAACACUUGGCAUAAUUACCCAAAGUCACUGGUAACAGCUUUUGUUUCAAUUGGGCUCUGUGAGAUCAACAGAUACAAUAGUGUCGGCACAAACAGUACAGCGUGUUCGUUGUGCCUUGAGACAAAAAAAAAGAAA